Daphnia pulicaria is the source of this 903-nucleotide messenger RNA. RefSeq lists its product as uncharacterized. Bases 1 to 903 code for a protein of 300 amino acids. The transcript has a single exon. Lineage: Eukaryota; Metazoa; Arthropoda; Branchiopoda; Diplostraca; Daphniidae. The record is from RefSeq and is a predicted model, not a curated record.
AUGGCCAUGCUACCCAACCUACCACUAUUCGGAGGCGACCCAAAAGACUGGCCCAUGUUCAUACAAGCAUUCAAGAGCAUGGUGCACGACGUCUUCACUUCUGACGCCCAACGCCUGGCAAUGCUGCAUUCAAGACUAGAAAAUCGAUUACGAAUAGGGAUGAGCCAAGUACUGACGACGCCGAUGGCUUACCGUGAUGCCCUCCAAGAACUGCAUCGGAAAUACGGACAUCCGCACCUUGUGGUUAGAAGCUACAUACGAAGUCUCAUGGAGCUCCCGUCACUAAGAGAAAGCGAAGAAGUCGACGAGUUUGCGGCAAAAUUGCACGGGGCGGUAACGACGCUCGAAGCAGCUGGAUACGGUCACGAGCUUAAUUCAAGCGUGGCAUUGGCCGAGAUAGUCCAUAAGCUACCACCAUCAAUGAUAACACGCUGGGGAAGAAAAAUGCAUAAACUGCUACCAAAGGUACCUACGCUCCGCGACCUAGAUAUUUGGAUAGAAGAAGAAUUGAUGAGCACCAGAAACGUACGAGACAUGACCCGGCAGCUGAGGCUAAAUCCGAUCCCAGCACCGAAACCACGCCUUGGAAUGUUUCAACCGACGGUGAAUUUCAUUGACCAAAAGCCAACUGAAAAGGAUGCAGAUCAACAUCCCGGAAAUAAUAAAUGUGGCCUGUGUAAAUUAGAACCCGGUCACCGAUUAGCAUUAUGCCCCAAGUUUAUCAGCAUGGAACCUACUCAACGAGCACAAGCUGUAUACGAUCUUAAAAAUUGUUUCCGAUGUUUGGGGAGGAACCACAACAGUAACGAAUGCCGGAAAACAGAUGCGACGUGUGGUGUAGCCAAUUGCGGCCAGCAUCAUCAUACACUGCUUCACGGAGCAGACCGAGUAGCGCGAAAAUGA